Molecule: messenger RNA, 1210 nt
Organism: Symbiodinium pilosum
Lineage: Eukaryota; Dinophyceae; Suessiales; Symbiodiniaceae
Source: the annotation of a GenBank genome assembly
GCGGCGUGUGGCAACCAGGGGGCAGGCGCGUCACGCGCGCGAUGUGAAGGAGAUUGCCCAGGAGUUGCACGCCAUCAUUGAAGAGCUGGCCCUGGAUGAUGCGCUCAUACCACCCCGACGGCAUGCAGAUGAGCUGGCGUAUCAUCCACAUGAUGACUGGUCCAGGCGCGCCGAGGCCUACAGAGCCUACGGCGCGGAGGCGCAUCCACUGGAGAGGCCAGCGCGGCCCUAUCGAAGCCGAAGCUUGGUCCCUGCUCCGCUUCCCGCGUUGGAUCCCAGGCUGUCAAGGCUCGAAGAGGAGCUGCAGGCAGAAACGCAACGAAAGGAGGCCCUUUUAGCCGCCCGGCGGCAGCAGGACCUGGAGCUCGAGGAGCUGCGCCGGAGGCACCAUGAGCUGGAGAGGAAGGCCGCAGAGCUGCAUCAGCAUCAGCAGAUGCAGCAGCAGAAGCACCUGCAACCGCAGGAGGAGUUGCUGGAGGGCGGAAGCGCCACUACGCAAAGGCCUGCCGAAGCAGCAAAGGAAGACUUACCUCACGCGGCACCUAAUCCGCCGGGCGACGAUGGCUUGCGCACGGUCCUGCGCAAAGCAGGGUUGCAGCCUGCACCAGAGAUGGGCGAGGACAUGUUUGUUGCCAGCCUGCAACAGCUGCGGGUGCUCCUGAACAUCCACGGUACCAGGGCAAGCGGGCCGGAGCUUGCCAAAAUGCAGGCCUUGCAUAGAUAUGUAGAGCAGCUGGAGAUGGACUUGGACCAAAAGGAAGAAUCGCUUCUGAAAGAUCGAAGCCUUCUGGAGCAGGAAAGGCAGCUGCGCGAGAAGGCCGAGAAGGAAGCAGAGUCCUUGCGCCACCAACGCCAUCAGGCUCCUUCAAGGGACCCGGCGCUGGAAGCGGCGCAGGAGAAGCUUCAAGCAGAGGUGUCUCGCCUCAGUGCGGAACUGGACCAAGCCAAGCAAUCUUUCGAGGCUGCCAAGCGAGAAGCGGCACAGCAAGCGCAGCUUGCUGAGGAAGCGCGCCAGCAGAUUGUCGAAUAUGCGCAGAAGGCAGAGGCUGCCCAAGAAGAAGCGUCGCAGCAAGCGCAGCUCAUUGAGGAAGCCCGACAGCAGGCUCUCGCACAGGCACAGCGCGCAGAGGCCGCAGAGACGAAACUCCUCGGUCUCGUGGAGCGCAUCCGUGGUGCUGCCACAGGGGCCCGGAGGGUGUCCGCUGUGUGA